This is a messenger RNA of Pecten maximus, 6374 nucleotides long. RefSeq lists its product as uncharacterized. Lineage: Eukaryota; Metazoa; Mollusca; Bivalvia; Pectinida; Pectinidae. Gene Ontology annotation, molecular function: nucleic acid binding. The transcript is spliced from 2 exons. Gene Ontology annotation, biological process: DNA integration. The coding region runs from base 402 to 6374 and encodes 1990 amino acids. The record is from RefSeq and is a predicted model, not a curated record.
GUCUAAGUCCGGAAUCUGUUGUCCGGAAAUUAGAGUCCGCCUCUAUCCGCAUAUUAGUGUAUUAGUUACAAGUUCCCAUGUCUACAGUACCAUGUGGAAGCGUCGCUGUCACGCUAUUGUUUUCGGAUAUACUGGCCUCCCUAAGGAUUUUUUACCCUCUUUUGAGGUGUGUGAUGCAAAUAAAGGGAGUCUACAUCGACUUUAUUCGUCCUUUAUGAUUAUGAAGCAUGAUACAUCACAGUAAAAAAUCCUUAGGCCUGGCCUGAAGUAGUUUGACCUUGCCUGCUGUAGUUUGACCUUGCCUGCAGUAAGAUGACCUGGCCUGCAGUACACAGCAGUAGUAAUGUAUCCUUCGUAUCACCAAUAGAAUUGAAUUGUUUUCAACUUUAAUUUGUUUACUGAUGGAUGUCCGCCAAAAUAGGAAGAUGACAGAGUCCGGUGUGAAUCUUUAUGAAGAAAAGGUGUCGCAUUAUACAACCAAAUUAUUGAAAAUCAAAAGGGACAUUGACUUUAUCAUCGAUUCCUCAGAAAAUAUAGAUCUUGCCCAGGGCCAGCAAAUUAUUGAUGACAUACAAAAACUGUUAGCUCGCUAUGAAGCGAAAGCUAAAAAGUUUGAACAAUUCUUACAAGGGACUCGCACAGAUCAUAGUGCCAGUGAAGAGGCAGCUCAUCGUCUCACAUCUGCAGCUUUACAUGAUAAAGUGACGUCAUUUAUAGAGCACUUACAGUCCUUGUUGCCGUCAAUUUCACACAAGAUGCUGUCAACCAGACGGUCAGGUGUUUCAGGGUCGAGUCGGUUGACUGAAAUGUUGGUAAAACAUACAGCCAAAGUUGAAAAGGCAAGAUCUCGCAUGAAAUAUGCACAAGAGGAGGCUGAAUUGAUAAAACAAGAGGCAGCUUUACAGGCAAGUAGGAAUUUAUUAAAUCUGAAGAGAGAAUUAGAAGUAGCUGAGACUGGACUUAAUGCAAUUCACAAAGCUUUUGACUUUAGAUCUUCAAAUGCUAGCAAUAAAGAUUCUGCAAGUAAGCGAGGCAGUUAUAUUGGGUCAGAGACCAAUCGUCACAUUUUGCGCUAUGUAGAGGAGAAUAAAGACAAUAAUGUAUCUCCACCUAUUAUUCCUACAGAAGAUGUUACUCAGGAUGAACCAAUAGAAACUGUUGUACAGAUUCCCUCUACUGGAGCGGCUGAUACUACACGUGUUCUUAACCCUAGUGCUGUUGCGUUUAAGCCUGAAAAUAGAAAUGAGGCAUUUGACUUAGCAAAAUUAGUGGCAAAAAAUCAACUUUUGCCUCAGAGACUUUCUCAAUUUACAGAUGAACCAGCUAGGUACCUAACCUGGAAAUACGGCUUUCUUAAUGUAAUGGAAGAAAUUGGGGCGUCUAUCUUGGAACAUCUAGAUCUGCUCGUAAAUCAUCUUGGUGCUGAGUCUAAAACACAAGCAGAGAACAUACACGCUUCUAAUCCCAGGAAUUCUCAGAAGGCUGUGGACGAAAUUUGGAAGCGGCUUGAUAGCGAGUUUGGUAGUGCAGAAAUUAUCGAAAGAGCAUUGAAACAACGAAUAUACCAGUUUCCGGAUCUUAAGGAAAAUGACACUAAGCGCUUUUUUGACCUAUCAGAUUUGGCAGCGGAGGUUGAAUCCAUUAAAACCGACACAGUGUUGGGACCAGUUUUUAGCUAUUAUGACACUUCUAGUGGGAUAAAUGAUUUUGUUAGAAAAUUACCUAAACGCUUGAGGGAAAAAUGGGCCAAUCAGUGUUAUCGCUACAAAGAGACAAAUCGAACGUCGCAAGUACCAUUCUCAGUACUCACAAGAUACUUGCGUGAUCUGGCCCGUCUACGUAACGACCCCAGUUUUGAUUUUGAUGUUUCGUUUGUGAAGCCGAACAAAGUUCCUAGUACACAACAGAAAUAUAAACCCUUGUCACAGGAUUCUCAUCGUCAAACUUCGAUAUCAUCACGGAAGACCGAGGUUACUCCGGAAACCAACCCUAAAGGUGGGAAAUGUCCUAUUCAUGGUGAAAAUUCUAAUCAUCUACUGAAAGACUGUUUUAAAUUCCGAAACAGAACUCUGAAAGAUCGUAAAGACUUUGUAUAUAAAAAUGGUUACUGUUUGAAGUGUUGCGGGCAGAAGCGCCAUACAAGGAAAACAUGUAAAGAAACUGUCAAGUGUAAUGUUUGUGGUUCCCCAGAUCACAUCGGAAUACUUCAUCCAGACGCAGACUCUGGGAAACAGUAUGAGGGGGAGAAAUCACAAGAUAAUUACAGAAGUCAGCGACAUCAAAUACCUAGUGAAGACCACGAGGAGGAGAAGCUCCGAGUUGAAACUCACUGUACUGAGGUUUGUAGUACUCGUCACAGUACUAGUAAGUCGUGUGCUAAAAUACUGCUUGUCAGUGUAUUUCCCAAUGGGCAGCCAUCUCGAGCCCGCAAUGUUUACUGUAUGAUUGAUGACCAGAGUAAUAAGUCAUUGGCUACGUCAGCAUUCUUCGACGCCUUUAGAGAAUUUGGUCCAAGUGCAGAAUAUGUACUCACUUCAUGUGCUGGCAAGUUUACCACCUCUGGUCGGAGAGCAUCUGGAUAUGUAAUACAAUCUCUUGAUGGUUCAUGUACUCUGCAAUCACCCUGUUUGAUUGAGUGUAAUGAGAUCCCAAACAAUCGUAGUGAAAUUCCAUCUCCAGAAGUGGCAGAGAAUUACAGUCAUUUACGAGACAUCGCGUCACUUAUUCCACCCGUGAACGACAGUGUGGAAAUUGAAAUUUUGAUUGGUAGGGACUUGGUAUCUGCACAUCAUGUUGUAGAUCAACGUAUCGAUGGAGACUGGCUACCAUUCGGCCAGAAGUUACCUCUUGGAUGGGUUGUAAUUGGUGAUGUGUGUUUAGGUCGCGCACACCUACCCGAACAGGUCAGUGUGAGCAAAACAUCAGUGUUCGCUAACGGCAGACCUACAUACUUGCAGCCAUGCGAGAGUGAACUCAUGGUGAAGGAGGACCCUAUCUUCGAACGAGUACCGGGAGAUGAGAAACCUGGCUUGUCGAUAGAGGACAAAAGGUUCCUUAGCACUAUGGAAACUGGAUUCAAACAAACCCCUAGUGGACAUUGGGAGGCACCCAUGCCUUUUAAGAAGAAUAGACCCUUUCUGCCUGACAACAAGAGUAUGGCUCUUAAAAGAGCGAAUUCGUUUGAUCGGAGUCUCAAGUCGAACCCAGACAAACAGAAAAGAGUUAUGGAAUUCAUGGAGAAACUUUUCGGUAAUAAGCACGCAGAGUUAGCACCAGCUUUACCAGAUUCUACAGAGAAAUGGUAUUUGCCACUGUUUGCAGUUCAACAUCCUAAGAAGCCUGAUAGUAUACGUGUGGUGUUUGACUCAUCUGCCAAGUGCCAGAAUUUAUCGCUCAACGACGUUCUGUUACAAGGACCCGAUAUGUUGAACAGCCUGCUUGGUAUCUUACUUAGAUUUCGUCGUGAAAGAAUUGCAGUCACCAUGGACGUAGAGCAAAUGUUCUACAACUUUCAGGUUCCUGAGGUGCAACGUCGCUUCCUACGUUUUUUGUGGCACAAGAACAAUGAUUUGAGUGAGCCGUUAGUUGAGUAUCAGAUGACAAGACAUGUUUUCGGCAACACUGCCUCUCCUGCUGUUGCUAAUUUCGGCUUGCGUAAGGCUGUAGAAAAUUCUGAUCAGGACGUGCAGAACUUAGUGGGUAAAGACUUCUAUGUUGACGAUGGUCUGUUGUCAUGUAGGACCCAGUCUGAGGCUAUUGACAUUGUGGAACGCACAAAACACGCUCUCCAAGAGAAUGGAGAAAUCAGACUUCAUAAGUUUGCUUCAAAUAGCAGGGAUGUGCUUAAUGCUUUUUGUCAGAAAGACCUGGCUAAGGAUCUCAAAGAUAUUGAUCUCCUGACAGAAACUCUCCCCACGCAAAGGAGCUUAGGACUUUUGUGGGAUACAGAAACUGAUUCGUUCACUUUCAAGGUUAACCAAGUGGAGAAAGUUUACACGCGUCGUGGCCUGUUAUCAACAAUCAAUAGUAUAUAUGAUCCUCUCGGAUUUGCUCAGCCGUUCACUAUUCGGGGAAAACUACUGCUUCGGGAAAUGAUGUCCGUCACCUCAAGCAAUGACUGGGAUGAUCCUCUACCUGAGUCACUCUAUGGCCAGUGGUGUUUGUGGGUUAAUUCUAUGCACAACCUUGAGAAUCUUAGCAUACCACGCGUCUACUGCGACAUCUCUUUUGAUGACGCUUUGAGAAGGGAAGUUCUUGUGUUUGCUGAUGCGUCGAAAGAUGCGAUAGCGGCUGUCGCAUACCUCAAACUUUACGAUCCUAGUAGAUUUAGCAUUGGCUUUCUGUUAGGAAAGGCUAAAUUAGCACCUACGCAUGGACAUACAGUUCCGCGAUUAGAGUUGUGCGCUGCGGUACUCGCUACAGAAAUUGCUGAGACCAUUCGGGUCCAACUCGAUAUUCCUCAGGAUAGCUUUCAGUUCUUUUCUGAUAGUCAAGUCGUACUUGGAUAUAUAUCAAACGAAAGUCGUAGAUUCUACGUAUAUGUGGGAAACAGAGUGAGCAAGAUUCGUCUGUUCAGCAAACCGACUCAGUGGAAUUUUGUUCCGUCGGAGUGUAACCCUGCAGAUGUAGCUACUAGAGGUCUAGACGCUUUGUUAUUGCCAGACUCUAGUUGGAUUCUUGGCCCCGAUAUCAAGCAUAGAACUUCCCCGGAUGGCUAUGAUUUAAUAGACCCGGAUCAUGACUUGGAAAUCCGUCCUGAAGUAAACUGUUCAAAAAUGGAGCAGUCGGAGGAUAUGAUAGAUGUUCCCGAGAAGAAAGUAAAACAGACAGAUUGUGGAAAGGUGCCAGAGGGAUUCUCUAAGAGAUUCACCAGAUUUUCAAACUGGAAAAGACUUGUGAGAGUUGUUGCCCGUAUAAAGUUCUUGGCAGCUCAUAUCCGGAAGGACAGAGAACGCUUACCUGAUCGAUUUGAUGAACCAGAAUUUCUGCAAGAAAGUGAGCGUGCCAUCAUUGCAGUAGCUCAACAAGAUGCAUUCAGUUCAGAGUUCCAACGUAUCCAUGCUGGAAAGGAAAUUCCUCAUUCAAGUUCUCUCAAAACUCUUACUCCAGUUAUUGGUACAGAUGGACUUUUACAUGUCGGAGGUCGCCUUAACAAGAUCGACAAUGAGAUUAUCGGCUCAGGAUUAAGGAACCCUGUUAUACUUCCCAAGAGCCAUCACGUGACGUUUCUGGUGGUUCGUCAUUUUCAUCAAAAAGUAGUUCACCAGGGUCGUAAGUUUACAGAAGGAGCUGUUCGCACAGGUGGAUAUUGGGUCGUGAGUUGCAGGAAAAUGGUUAACUUUAUUAUUCACAAUUGUGUUACCUGCAAGAAACUUCGUGGUCAGUUUGGUCAACAGUAUAUGGCAGAUCUUCCUACUGACAGAUGCACUCCUUCACCACCUUUUUCAUAUGUCGGUGUGGAUACGUUUGGACCUUGGCCUAUCUCAUUCCGGCGGACCAGAGGAGGAUCUGCAACGCAGAAACGAUGGGCUUUGUUGUUCACGUGUCUUGUGACAAGAGCCAUACAUAUAGAGGUGAUAGAACAACUUUCCAGCUCGUCUUUUAUUAACGCCUUACGACGGUUUAUUUCUGUGCGUGGACCGGUCAUCCAAUUUCGUUCCGACAGGGGCACGAAUUUUGUGGGAGCGACAGAAGAUCUGGCCAUUGACGCAAGAUUUGUUGAGAAUGAUCAUGUUGCUGACUUCUUAUCAGACGGUAAAAUCAAGUGGAUUUUCAACCCACCCUACUCGCCUCACAUGGGUGGCGCUUGGGAAAGGUUAAUUGGUGUCGCCAAGAACAUCUUGAACUCUAUGUUGCUUCAACAGCAAAGGAAAAGUCUCACACACGAGGUAUUGACCACUCUUAUGUCUGAAGUUUGUGCAAUUGUGAACAAUAGACCGUUAGUGGAUGUAUUCAGUGAUCCAGAGUCACCUGUUCUUCUUACGCCGUCUAUGCUGUUGACAAGUAAGACUAGUUGUGAUGUCACCCCGUUCCCUCCUUACAACACAAAGGAUGUGUUGCGCUCGACAUGGAAACACGUGCAAUCACUUGCAGAGGAAUUCUGGAGGAGAUGGAGGAAUGAGUAUCUUCACGGUUUACAAUUGCGAAAGAAGUGGCAAAAACACACCAAGAACCUUCAACCGGGAGACCUGGUCCUCUUAAAAGACGGGGAGCGCUCUCGAAAUGAAUGGCCGGUUGGAAUAGUUGAAAGAACAUUUCCAAGUAACGACUGUGCAGUACGAAAGGUUGAGAUUGCUGUUGUGAGAGACAAUAAACGUGUAUUGUAUGUCAGACCAGUUACCGAACUGGUAACACUUUUGGAAACAGAUGAGUGA